CUGCCUGUAACCGCCGCUAGUGAGAAGCAGCGGCAAACUCCAAAUCAAGCUGCAGCAAACCCUUAUUCUCUUCUCAAAUACUCACACUUAACUCGAGAUCUUUGUCAUAUUUGCUAGGUUGUGUUGGACUCAGUGGCACUAGGGUUACUCCACCAAGCUUUCUGUUAAAACUUCGAGGCCAGGCAGAUUUUCAUCGCUUCAAAAUGAGUUGUCUAUCAAGCCUACAGCAUUUUUGCCUUUUUCUGCUCAUUCUUGCUGUCCCAGCAUUCAGUCAGAGCAGUGUGGCCAACACAAAGGUGUUGCAUGUUGGCAAGGAGCUACUGAAGGAAACUCUACCACUACAAAGUGGCUCCUGCUUAUAUCAACUGCAAGGGCUAAAAUCAAAUAUGUGGUAUGAAGUGAAGAUAUCAUAUCCCGCUUCUAUACCGGCUAGUUUCUCUAUACAACUUAAAAACGCAAGUUCUGAUCCGGAGCUGAACUUUGGAAGGAAAUUGCUGAAUACAGAGAAGUUAAUUUUCAAAACUGACAAGCUGGAAUCGCUGGAUGACCAGGGUGGAUUAUAUGUUUUAGUGAGUGUGAUGCCUGAGGGAGUUGUUGCCAUACCAGGAGCAAAAGAGAGAAAGUACAUCAUAUUUAAUAUAGUUUGUGAUGAACUAUUUUUGGGCAUUCCUCACAAGGCCUGGUAUGUGGCGAUAUUGGUAUUGCUUUGCUUGGUUAUUGCAUUCCUGAUCCCAUCUUUUCUCCCACCAUACCUUCUAUUGAAGAAUCAAGAGUCACGUGGAGCUAAAGAUUCAUAGCUGCAUUUUCUGCCACAAAAUGGGAACAAUGAUGUUAUGAGUUCAGACUUGAAAUGUUGCAGCUUAUUGCUGGAGGAUUUUCUAAAUGAGAUUAACGUGUGCCUCUGAACAAGAUGGUCCUUAUCUUUCGAGGAAAAUGUGAUUGAUAUGCAUAUGAAUGUCUACUUUGUGUUUGUUCUGAACAAAGUUUGUAAUCUUACAAUAAGCAGUGGGGUGUCAAGCUGGAGGAUACAUUUUUGAUUAAGUUGAUAGGCGCAGAUUGCAGAAUAGGUUCGUGUGAGUUUUGGGAUAGGAAAUGAUCUCCUUUUGCAGUCCCUUGUCUUUAAUCUCAUAAGAUGACUAAAUCUUGGGCAAUAACUGGGAACUGCUUUAUCUUAUGGUUCGACUUUAAACCAGCAAUGACUGUUACUGCAUCCA
Coffea eugenioides is the source of this 1214-nucleotide messenger RNA. RefSeq lists its product as uncharacterized. Lineage: Eukaryota; Viridiplantae; Streptophyta; Magnoliopsida; Gentianales; Rubiaceae. The transcript has 6 exons. The record is from RefSeq and is a predicted model, not a curated record. Bases 204 to 797 code for a protein of 197 amino acids.